Plasmodium malariae is the source of this 2871-nucleotide messenger RNA. It is a transcript of the gene SAP18, whose product is annotated as histone deacetylase complex subunit SAP18, putative. Gene Ontology annotation, cellular component: nucleus. The transcript has a single exon. Bases 1 to 2871 code for a protein of 956 amino acids. Lineage: Eukaryota; Apicomplexa; Aconoidasida; Haemosporida; Plasmodiidae. Gene Ontology annotation, biological process: negative regulation of DNA-templated transcription. The record is from RefSeq and is a predicted model, not a curated record. Gene Ontology annotation, molecular function: transcription factor binding; transcription corepressor activity.
AUGACGAUUAGUAGAAGCAAAACCAUAAGUUUAAGUAUCAGUACCUUUUCACAAAAGGAAGAGAAUAAUAAAAAAAUGGAAGGAAAGAAAAAGUAUGGAGAGAGAAAUGAAAGUAUGGAUGAAACAUUUAGUGUAAAUGAAAAAAAUCAAAAGUUAAAUUUGAGGGAAGACUAUAAUGAUAGUAGUGCAAAAGGCACCCACAGUUCGGAUGGAGUAAAAAAAGAGGAUAGAGAUAUAAAAAUAAAUAAAGAUAAAAAUAAAAAGAGUUCAAGGAAUGGCAUAAUAGAAGUUACGCUAAAGGAAGGGAGCAAUAAGGACGGUAGUGACGAUCUCAAUAGUCAUUAUAGUAGUGAUAACUGUAGUGAUGGAAGUAAGAGUAAUGAAGAGAGAAAAAGGGUGUACAGUCCCUCAAACAGAAGCUUAAUGAGCUUGUCAUCCUUUAGUAAUAGCCUUAAAAACGAAGAAGGGAAUAAAACAAAGAACAACAUAAUGAUGAAAAAAAAGAAAGAAGAAAAAAAAGAAGAAAGGAAAAAAAGUAAUCAUAAUAGAAGGAAAAGAAGUGAGGAUAAUUAUUAUGAAAAAAGAAGAGAAAAAGGAUAUGGUCGUCAUAGCAGUCAUAGCAGUCAUAGCAGGCAUAGCAGUCAUAGCAGUCAUAGCAGUCAUAGCAGGCAUAGCAGUCAUAGCAGUCGUAAUAGUCAACACUCAAAAAGUAUACAUAAAAAAAGAAAAGGAAAAAUUGAGGAACGUAAGGAUUAUGCGUCUUUAAGCAGUAGCAACUAUGAAUAUCAUGAUAGGGAAUAUAAAAGGAAGGAUGACAAAAAAAAAAGGAAAACUAAGGAGAAGUAUAAAAAAGGGGGGCAAAGUAAUAAACUGAGUAGUGUUAGUCUAUCGAGUUUGUAUGAAGAUAUUACAAGUAUAAGUAGUAGUAGUAGUAGUAGUAGCAGGAGCAGUAGUAGUUGCGGUAGUCGUAAUAGGAGCACAGAAAAAAAUGAAAGAGGUCCAAGGAAUUACAAAAGGAGGAGAAGCAGCGAUUAUUGUUUAAAGAAGGGUAAUCAUAAAUAUAGUGAGGGAAAAAAGGACAAGGAAAGAGACGGAAAGGAAAGGAGUGGAAAAGAAAGAAGUGGGAAGGAUAAAAACGAAAAAAAUAGAAAGAACUACCCGGAAUAUUAUCUAAGGGGGGAAAAACAUAACACGAGGAGGCAUAGUAGAGACACGCACUCAAUCAGCAUGAGUCCGGAUGAAUUGUCAAAGAGGAAGGAAAGAAUAAAUCGUCAUGAUGAUCGCAGUAGCUGCAAUAGCUACACACACAGCAAUAGUUGUAAGCGUUACGAUGGAAGCAAUCGGCAUAUUGAUGAUAAUCAUAAAUACAAGGCGCACGACAGACUGGGAAGGGGCGAUGAGCCAAGUGAUGUCGAAAAGAGGUAUAAUUCGAAAUAUGAUUAUGUUGGCAAAAGAACGCGUAAUUCUUCCGUGGGUAAAAGUAACAAGAACAGAGGGGGGUAUACAACUAAUGAUGAAUCAAAUGGGUCAGAAGAUGAAUCAAAGGAUGAUAUUUAUUAUGAUGAUGAUAGAUGUAAUAAUUCCUAUAUUAAUAAAAGAGGGAGACAAGUAAAAAACGAUUUGAAUAAAAAACAAAGACAUUCCAAAAAGAAUGGAAAAGGAAAAUUAUGGAGUCAAGAGGGAGAAAGAGAAAAAAUAAAGGAUCGAAGAGAUAUAGAAAAGAACGAAGAAAAGAACAAAAAAAAAAAAAGAGAAGAAAACAGAAGGAAUCAUAACGAUUGGAAAGAAAAUAAAUCAGCUGUAAUUUCAACUACAAAUGAAACGAUAAACUUAAGAUAUUCAGAUAGAGUUAAAGAGAAUGUGAGUUCAUUUAGUAAUGAAAUACAUGAAGAGUUGUUUAUAUCAAGUAGUAGUGUACAUUCGUAUGGAAGGAGUAGAAAACAUGAACAUAAAAAAGACUUGAAAAUGGUAAGAAAAGGGAAAGGAAAUGGGCAAAGGGAAAGGAAAAGAGAAAUGGAAAGAGAAAGGAAUAGAGAAAGGGACAGAGAAAGGAAGAGACGAUAUGUCCAUUCCAUUGACAGUAGCAACAAUGACGUUGUGAAAUACCGUUUAAAGAGAGAUAUAUCUAAAGAAAUGAAAAUUGGUGAAGAUAAGCAUGCCAGAUAUAGAAGAAACGAUAUACAUAUGAAGCAAAACAUAUAUUCUGGGCGUGGCCACUCCAAUAUGAGUAGACCUAAGUACCGAAAUUAUGAACACCACAAUUAUAGUAAUACUACUUUAUUCAAUUAUAAGAAGCAGCAGUGUUACAAUAAUAAUAAUAAUAUUGGUAGUAAUAACCAUAUUAGUAGUAAUAACCAUAUUAGUAGUAAUAACCAUAUUAGUAGUAAUAACCAUAUUAGUAGUAAUAAUCAUAUUAGUAGGAAUAAUGCUAUUUGUAGGAAUAAUCAUAUUAGUAGUAAUAAUCCUAUUAGUAAUAUGAACGGGACGGAAAGAACAAGAGGAAUCAUAGAUAGAGAAAAGGCUUGCCCAUUUCUUCUUCGACUGUUUUAUAAUCAUGAUGACGAAUAUACCAAUGUGGAUGAUAUAAAUUUUACUUCAAAUGAUGUGCAUAGUAACGAGUUACAAAUUUAUGCAUGGUUAGAUAUCACCAUGAGAGAGAUUGUAACACUAGUAAAAGAUUUUUAUGAAGAAAGUCGAAAAAGAAAUGCUCAGUGGAUUUUCAAGGUUUAUUCCAAUGAGAAAAAACAGCUGACUUUUUUAUCAAAAGUGCAUAGUACGAAAUAUAGUUAUAAAGAAGACAACAAAACGUUGCUGUCAUUAAAUUACGAAAUAGGAGAUAUUAUAUUGCUUUCCAUUAUUUUUGACAAGUAA